Molecule: messenger RNA, 1592 nt
Organism: Pogona vitticeps (central bearded dragon)
Lineage: Eukaryota; Metazoa; Chordata; Lepidosauria; Squamata; Agamidae
Gene: SYPL1
Product: synaptophysin like 1
Cellular component (GO): synaptic vesicle membrane; synaptic vesicle
Source: RefSeq, a predicted model, not a curated record
GGGGGCGGAGCUUAACAGGCGGACUCUAUAGGGGGGAAAGCGGCCCUGGAGGAGGCCUCUGCUUUCACCAGCGAGCCUGGGGAGAAGGGAGAAAAUGAGUGAGUUUCACCUUGACCUUAAUCCCCUCAAGGAGACCCUGGGUUUCAUCAAGGUUCUUGAAUGGUUCUUUUCUAUGUUUGUAUUUGCUACAUGUGGAGGCUAUAAAGGUGAAACUACAGUUCUAGUUUCCUGUAAAGAACUUGUGAAUAAAACAGUAACAGCUGCUUUUGCCUAUCCUUUCAGGCUGAAUGAAGUAAUAUUUAGUUCACCAGAUCCGACCCGAUGCAAUGGCAGUUGGACUGAUUUUCACCUUGUGGGCAACUUCUCUUCCUCUGCACAGUUUUUUGUAGCUUUUGCAGUCUUGAUAUUCUUGUACUGUAUGGCUACCCUUGUACUGUACCUUGGUUAUAUGCACAUAUAUCGGAGUGGUGGCGUUCUACCGCUCAUAGAUUAUGUCAUCACUCUUAGUGCUGCUUUCUUGUGGCUGGUCAGCAGUGCUACCUGGGCAAAGGCCGUUGUUGACAUCAAAAUAUCAACUGGUCCACGUAUUGUGGAAGAAAUACUUGCUUGCAAGAUACCAGGAUCUUCAUGUGUAUUUGGUUCUGUUACCAGCAUGGGACGUCUGAAUGUGUCUGUGGUUUUUGGCUUGCUAAAUAUGGCUCUGUGGGGAGGAAAUGCUUGGUUUGUAUACAAGGAGACAAAUCUGCAUACACCAAGCAGUAAUUCCCCUAAAUCUGGGCUCUAUCCACCUGCAUCGGGAAUCUGAACAGUUGCAGUUUAAUAUCGAACAGUUGCUGCUGUUUGUUGGCAAGUUUGAAAGACCAGCAGUUCAAAGUAUUCAGUAGUAGCCAUUUUUUAUGGAUAUAAAACUUGAGAAUACAUGCUCAGGAUAGAAAAAAGUUCUCCAUUGUGCAUAUUCUAAUUCAGUCAAUCCUACAACAGGCCUGUUAAAAGCUAGAUAUUAGAAUCUUCAGGAAGAAAUCUUUUGUAUUAAUAGUAAAUAUCUACCUUUGAUUUGUACUAAAUAUUGUCAUGGUAGCUGCUACUUUUCCGAGCUCAGGUUGCACUUUUCUUUAACAUGUAAUCUGAGGAGUUAGAAAUACCAUUGUUGCACAUUCCUGAUGCAAAAGAAUGGCUAUUAUUUGGUUAAAUAGGUUUGAAUUGUACAGUUUAAAAACUUUCCUUAAAAUAUUUUGCAAACAUUGACAUGUUUGCAUUUCUGAUUUCAGUAUAAUUGUUUAAUUGUUGCUAUAGAGGAGAGAAAAUCUUGGACACAGAAAGACUGAGGUGAUCCUCUGCGUAGUUGAAGUGGUUAAUGCCUGUUUCUAGCCAAAGGAGCUUAAAUAACAAUGUUUGAAACUCAAAAGCUAUAUACUUUUGUUAAAAUUAAAUCCUAUUUCUGAGUGUAUCAGUUACACAGAUAGUUACAGGGCAAAAAACUGGGAAGAUCCUUGCAAUGAAUACUUAGUCUAAAUGUUUAAAAAUGUGUACAGUUUUGAGGAAUUGUCUGUACUUUGGCUUCAGGUGACUUAAUAAACGGACAUUUCUAAGAA